Messenger RNA from Cladocopium goreaui, 2982 nucleotides. NCBI's taxonomy places the organism in Eukaryota, Dinophyceae, Suessiales, Symbiodiniaceae. The record is from the annotation of a GenBank genome assembly.
AUGGCAAAGACGGUAGGAGAAGUAAAGAAAAAUAAGGUAAGAGCUGCUGAAAAGCCUGCAAAGAAGCCAGAUAAAGCUGAUACACCAGAACCUGCAAGUGACAGCACCAAGAAGAAGCCAUCUCCAAAGAAUGAAGAACCAAAGAAUCAGAAGGAUGUAGCCAGAUCGUCCAAGGAUGGAGCUGGAGAGAAGAAGAAUGAGAAGACUUCAACAAAAGGCCCCAAAGAGGCAGCUGCUUCCAAGAAGGACACCCAGAAAUCCCAGAACAAGCAAGAUGAGAAGCCCAAGAUGAAGAAAAAUGACGAAGCCAGCAAUAACACAAAAGACAAACCAGAGAAGGAGAAGACGAAGAAGGAUGAGGACAACAAGAAAGGGAAGAAUGUUCCCAAAGACACCGCAGCUGAGAAGACCGACACUUCAAAGGAAGCACCGAAGAGAGAUGCAGAGAAGAAGAAGAAGGAUGUAGCCAAGUCGUCCAAGGACGGAGCUGAAGAUGAGAACACGGAGAAGAAGUCAAAGGACACCACCAAAGUGAAGGAUAAUUCCAAGAAGGGCACACAGAAGAAGCAAGAUGAGGAGCCAAAGACUCAGAAGACUGACACUUCAAAGGAAGCACCGAAGAGAGAUGCAGAGAAGAAGAAGAAGGAUGUAGCCAAGUCGUCCAAGGACGGAGCUGAAGAUGAGAACACGGAGAAGAAGUCAAAGGACACCACCAAAGUGAAGGAUGAUUCAAAGAAAGGCACACAGAAGAAGCAAGACGAGGAGCCAAAGACGCAGAAGACUGACACUUCAAAGGAAGCACCGAAGAGAGAUGCAGAGAAGAAGAAGAAGGAUGUAGCCAAGUCGUCCAAGGACGGAGCUGAAGAUGAGAACACGGAGAAGAAGUCAAAGGACACCACCAAAGUGAAGGAUGAUUCCAAGAAGGGCACACAGAAGAAUCAAGAUGAGGAGCCAAAGAAGAAGACAACUGAUGAAGCCAACAAUGGCACAAAAGACAAACCAGAGAAGGAGAAGACGAAGAAGGAUGAGGACAACAAGAAAGGGAAGGAGGUUCCCAAAGACACCGCAGCUGAGAAGACCGACACUUCAAAGGAAGCACCGAAGAGAGAUGCAGAGAAGAAGAAGAAGGAUGUAGCCAAGUCGUCCAAGGACGGAGCUGAAGAUGAGAACACGGAGAAGAAGUCAAAGGACACCACCAAAGUGAAGAAUGAUUCCAAGAAGGACACACAGAAGAAGCAAGAUGAGGAGCCAAAGACUCAGAAGACUGACACUUCAAAGGAAGCACCGAAGAGAGAUGCAGAGAAGAAGAAGAAGGAUGUAGCCAAGUCGUCCAAGGACGGAGCUGAAGAUGAGAACACGGAGAAGAAGUCAAAGGACACCACCAAAGUGAAGGAUGAUUCCAAGAAGGACACACAGAAGAAGCAAGAUGAGGAGCCAAAGACUCAGAAGACUGACACUUCAAAGGAAGCACCGAAGAGAGAUGCAGAGAAGAAGAAGAAGGAUGUAGCCAAGUCGUCCAAGGACGGAGCUGAAGAUGAGAACACGGAGAAGAAGUCAAAGGACACCACCAAAGUGAAGGAUGAUUCCAAGAAGGACACACAGAAGAAGCAAGAUGAGGAGCCAAAGACUCAGAAGACUGACACUUCAAAGGAAGCACCGAAGAGAGAUGCAGAGAAGAAGAAGAAGGAUGUAGCCAAGUCGUCCAAGGACGGAGCUGAAGAUGAGAACACGGAGAAGAAGUCAAAGGACACCACCAAAGUGAAGGAUGAUUCAAAGAAAGGCACACAGAAGAAGCAAGACGAGGAGCCAAAGAAGAAGAAAGCCGAUGAAGCCAAAGACGGCACAGAAAACAAGCCAGAGAGUAAAGCAAAUAAAGACAAGGAUAGUUCCAAGAGGGAAGCACAGGGUGAGCCUGGGACAAGCCAUGUCACACCACCCAAAACUACCGCGAUCAAAGCUGAUGCCAACAGCCAUGCUCUCACUCUUCUAGAGUCCAAAGACCCCUCAAACCGGAAGAGCCUCAGCAGCAAUUCCACCACAGCUUCGUCUGAUCCUGAGAGCAAGCGGCCAAAGGUGUCUACCCAGAGUCAUGACAAGCGGGACCCAGAAGGCCCCACUGGGUCCACCCCUGAAAAGAAAAGGCUGAAAUUUGAAAGCGAAAACGAGGAGUUCAUGCCAGCCCGAAUGGAGAGCAUGAGGACACUUCCAAGUUUUGACCUACUUGCUUCGCCAGCCUCUGUGGACACUUCAACCACUGAGGAGCAAAAGGAGAGCAUCAGUGCAAUGGCAUCCCCGUCAUGCAUGGAUAGUGCAGAGCGUAAGCGGCAGUAUGCUGCCAUGGGUCGUGCAAUAACUAAGACCUGUAACCCAAGCCUUUUGGCAAAGUAUCAGCUAUGUUCUGACACCGAAAGGUGGACAAUGCUGAAGCAAUGGCUGGUGAACGAUGGCAAGACCGACUCCAUCACCGUUGAGGAGAAGUAUGUGAAGUGGACGGAGGAGCUCCGUAGUGACAACUAUGCUACAGUCACACUGCUACAGCUGGAACAGACCUAUGGGACUUCGCCAGAGGCCAAGGAGUUCAUACAAGAACUUACAAAGGGGCAGACAGGCACAGCGCAUCCCCAGGCGCUGGGAUGUGCCAAGGCAAGAAUGUACAAAGUCCUUCGCGAGGUCAGUGAGGAAGUGAAACAGGGACAGCUGAAGAAACUGAACAAUGAGCUGCCCAAGGUCAUUGACGAGAUUAAUGAGUUUAAUGUCAGAAAUUCCGGUGAGCUGGUACCUAGUCCCACCAUUCACCAAUCAUUUCUUUCUUUUGUAGCUGGCACCACCCAUGUAUAUACUUCUGCAGUGCAACCUAAGGUAAAAGCCCUGAUCAAGCACAUUGAUGAAGUUCAUGCUUUUCUGGAAAUCACGAUCCCCAAGACUACCACGCUCCUGUCAGAGAUCAAUGCUGAUGAGUUCCAUGAAACUAGGUUGAUCUAG